ACAGUUGUUUCACCUGCCAUCACUGUGGAAGGAGUUUCGGUGAAAAACGAAAACUUCAAAUGCACAUGAGAGUUCACACUGGAGAGAGACCAUUUCCCUGCCAACAGUGUGGAAAGAGGUUCACUCAACAAGGAGCCCUUAACAGGCACAUGAGAACUCACACGGGAGAGAAGCCUUACACCUGCCAACAGUGUGGAAAUGGUUUCAAUCAAAAAGGACACCUUAAAAAUCACAUGAGAACUCAUUCGGGAGAGAAGCCUUUUAACUGCCAGCAGUGUGGAAAGAGUUUUGCGCAAAAAGUAAAAAUUCAAAGUCACAUGAGAACUCACACUGGAGAGAAGCCUUACACUUGCCAUCUGUGUGGAAAGAGUGUUACACAGAAAAGAAGCCUUCAAUAUCACAUGAACAUUCACACUGGAGAGAAACCUUAUACAUGUGAACAGUGUGGAAAGAGUUUCCCUGGAAAACAAAACCUUAAAAUCCACAUGAGACUUCACACUGGAGAGAAGCCUUACUCUUGCAAGUAUUGUGGGAAGAGUUUCACACAUUUAUGCUCACGUAAUUACCACAUGAGAGUUCACACUGGACCGAAGCUGUUCACAUGUGAUCGUUGUGGAAAGACCCUCACAACAGAAUUUAGCCUUAAGUGUCACAAGAUCAGGCACACCCACAAAGACACACCAAAUCCAUGGAAAGAAACCCUUCCAAUGUGGAUCAGUGUGGAAGGCGUUUUCAUACGUAAAGUAAGCCUUAAUUACCACAUGAAGACUCAUUCGGCAGAGAAAUGCUGUAAAUGUGCUCAGUGUGGAAAGAGUUACAGCAAUAAAAGUAGCCUCAAUGCUCACUCAGACUAUCUGCUCAGGAUCACCCCCAGCCUUGAGGCACACAACAUCCUGUACCAGCAGACUGAAACUGUAAAAGCGGAUUACAAAAACUACAACUACGAGUCUAAUACAACGAGUCUACAGCAGAUGACAGAACAGGCUACAAGGGAGGAAGGCUUCAACCCCAGAACCUACCCUCCACCCAAAGUCCGCAGUACGUUAGCCUACAACGAACACAGCACUGCCUCCAUAGAGACUGUUAAAACAUGGGCCAUCUCUGCACAGUACCAGAACUGA
This is a messenger RNA of Cyprinus carpio (common carp), 1121 nucleotides long. RefSeq names its product gastrula zinc finger protein XlCGF8.2DB-like. The record is from RefSeq and is a predicted model, not a curated record. Bases 60 to 1121 code for a protein of 353 amino acids. Lineage: Eukaryota; Metazoa; Chordata; Actinopteri; Cypriniformes; Cyprinidae. The transcript has 2 exons.